This is a messenger RNA of Ustilago hordei, 942 nucleotides long. RefSeq lists its product as uncharacterized. The record is from RefSeq and is a predicted model, not a curated record. NCBI's taxonomy places the organism in Eukaryota, Fungi, Basidiomycota, Ustilaginomycetes, Ustilaginales, Ustilaginaceae. The transcript has a single exon. The coding region runs from base 1 to 942 and encodes 313 amino acids. Gene Ontology annotation, molecular function: protein binding.
AUGUCGAACCUACUACAGAAUGUGCUUAGCUCAAGGCUAGCGAACGCGACGUUAGGCACGUCCAGCAACGAAGCCUUCACCGACAGUGGCGCUGAAGCCAAACAGGGCCUCAACGACUGGGAGCAAGUCGACACGGAUGAGGAGCUUGUCAACGUGCAAUCCACUCCAGCUACUGCUUCCGCUACACCCCUCGAGCGAAGCCCACCCGCCUCACCCACACGUGCCCAUUCAUCGUCCCGUCUCGCGGUCGAAACAGACACGACUGACUUUGAAAGCGAUGUCGACGCAUCAAAUUCCGCUAGACAAGCCUCAGCAGCUGGCGGUGGUAGCAGUAGCAAGCUCCGCAGCACCACCUCAAGCAGCGGCAAAAAACCUUCCUCCUCGCAACGCAGCAAGACCGACCCUCUGCGCUCGCUUACCAGCGAAAUCGCACAGCACAUCUUCCUCCAACCCCCCGUCGAAUCCCUUCUUGCCUGUUCAGGAGUUUGCAGACGCUGGCGUCGCUCGGCAACCCUCAAUUACUGCUGGUACCGUCACUACCAACACAACUUUUCCUCCACCUCUCUCGAUUCCGCCCUCCCCUCCAUCCCAGCUUGGGGUAGCGGAGGAGCCAAAUGGACCCGUCGCGAAAGCAAGACCGACUGGAAAACACAGUUCGGCAAGCAAAAGAGAAUCGAAGCAAAAGACGCUGCACGUGCCGAAUCACUGCCUGGAUCAGGCACUGCUACGCCAUCAAGAACACAGAGAUUGCAAGAUGCAGGUAUAAUGACAACGCACGAGGCUAGAAUGGAACAGUGGAAACAAGAGGCUGAUGCACAAUAUACGAAGCAGGAGAUGAGAGAUUAUUACAAGUCUGGUGCCAAAGGUGGCAAGUUUAAGGGUAAGAGGGAGAAGGGUGGUGUCAAAACAGGGGCAAUGGGCGAUGGCGGGUUGUGGGAGUGA